Molecule: messenger RNA, 3228 nt
Organism: Propithecus coquereli (Coquerel's sifaka)
Lineage: Eukaryota; Metazoa; Chordata; Mammalia; Primates; Indriidae
Product: integral membrane protein DGCR2/IDD-like
Exons: 4
Coding region: 1-915 (304 amino acids)
Cellular component (GO): membrane
Source: RefSeq, a predicted model, not a curated record
AUGGACUUUGUCCCACCGACAGGGAUGAAGUGUUCCCUGAGGCUGGAGGAGACAUUAAGAAAGCAGCUGAUUGAGACCUGUGAUUCACUUUUCUGCUUUUGGUGUUUUCACAACAUUUUUGAUUUUGGGUGGCUUUGUUUCACCAUCUAUCCUAAGAUUGUCAGGUGUAGGAAGUCGGGAACAAAUGCUCCUCAUCCCCACGGUGGGCCUGGGCAGGAGGGCCAUGGCCCCCUUCCCAGAGCAGCAGGUUCCUUCCUCCCCCCGACAGAUGGCAACAGCCUGUUCGACUCCAUGGCCAGCGGCAUGCGUCUGGUGGUCAGCUGCAUCUCCUCCUUCCUCAUCUUGUCGCUGCUGCUCUUCAUGGUCCACCGGCUGCGCCAGAGGCGCCGGGAGCGCAUCGAGUCCCUGAUUGGAGCCAACUUGCACCACUUCAACCUCGGCCGCAGGAUCCCCGGCUUUGAUUACGGCCCAGACGGGUUCGGCACAGGCCUCACCCCGCUGCAUCUUUCUGACGACGGAGAAGGCGGGACCUUCCAUUUCCACGACCCUCCGCCUCCCUACACAGCUUACAAGUACCCAGACAUCGACCAGCCCGACGACCCCCCGCCGCCCUACGAGGCCUCCAUCGACCCGGAUGGCAUGUUCUAUGACCCCGCAGACGACGAUGCUUUCGAGCCCCCGGAGACCAGCCUGCCAACCCCAGGGGAUGGUGGCAGUGAAGCUUCGUUGUCCCGGUGCCUGGAACAGCCUCUGCGCACUUCGGGGGCCUCUCUGGCAGACCUGGAAGACUCCGCCGACAGCAGCAGUGCCCUGCUCGUGCCCCCCGACCCUGCCCAGAGUGGGAGUGCCCCGGCUGCAGAGGCACUGCCAGGGGCCGGCCGCCACAGCCGCAGCUCCCUCAACACCAUGGUAUAGACGGCCCGGCCCGUGUCCAGCGGGCUGUGAGCACCCGUCUGCUGUCAAAACACCAGUCCCUGUGGGAAACUUGAAGGACCCAGCCUCAGCCUGGACCCCCGCACUGCAGCACACCCGCCGACCGCAGGCCAGGGAGGAGCGCUGCACCGAGUCCCUGAGGGCUCCAGAGACACGCAGAGCUGUGGGCCACCUUCUCCUUUUCAGGUGGCGGAAGAGUGAUGGAGUUUGCUCAGACCACGUGCUUCAGAGGCAGGGAAGAAGGCACUGUGGGCCGUGGCCGGACGGCACUCGGCGGGCUCGCUCGUGCAGUGCGCGUCCAGAGAAGUCUGCCAGCCGCACCGAGCCCUGGGGCGAGCUGGGCAGGGGCUGCCAGGACUGCCCCCCUGGCCCCAUCAGGACGGCACUUCUGACUGUCCGCAUGGUGUGGCAGGGAUCUGCUUCAGGGGAGACGGCCCCGCGGGCCCGGCUAUGAGCGUCAAGGUGACCCUGCCCUGGGCCAGGGCUGGCCCGGGCCUGGCUCCUGAGAAGGGAGCUUGGAAGGAGGUUGACCUCUCGGCUCUGUCUUCACAGCUGGGCCCCACGAAGCUCAGCUCUGUGGCAGGAAGCCCGACGCCCCCCCACUGGUGUCCCCCGCAGUGCUGUGUGCGGCUCGCCUGGAGUCAGGCUGAGGCCCUGGAUGCCGGGGGUGCUGGGGCCUGAGCCAGCUCCUGUCCACACUCUGGCGCUCUGGGCCCCGCCCCUGUUGAAUGGUCCUUGGGCUUGGCCUGCUCCUCCCCGCCUCAUCUGUGCCAUAAAGGGUUGUUUCUGGGGGGCGGGUGGCUGAACCGACAUCCCGGGCUGUGUCCAUCUCCCGAAAGUCCACUCCCUGCGCCACCGCCACCGCCGAGCCCAGUGGCCACAUGCGCCCCCGCCCCCCUCAGCAGCGCUGGGUGCUUGGUUCCCUGCCUGGGGGCCUUUUGCCCGAGGGACCCUGUUGCCUGCUCCUGGACCGCGUCUUGUGUCCUGACACGGGGCCUUUAGCAUUUCUGAGGUUUGGAGAUUAAGCGGGUUCUGUGCGAUUUUUAGCACAUGCAUAUCUUUUCUACGUUGAAUGUCUGGAUCCGUGUUUGUGUGCACGAGUGUGUGCGUGCGUGCGUGUGUGCGCGUGUUUGCAGGCGAUGGGGUGCGCGGGAACUUGGCUCUCCUGGGCCGCUGCGUCUGCCCUGCCCUCUCCCUGCUCCGUGUCUCGCUCGAGGUCUUUCCCCACCACGAGGACAGCUGUGCAGAGGACCGGCGGGAGCAUGCGCUGCUGUGCAGUGACGGACUCUGCGCAGUCCAGGCACGUUCUCAGGCCCGUUUUGUCCAUCCCGUGAGGACUGAGACUCCACAGCUGCCCACAGACUUGACCUUGUGCCAGAGCUAUGAGUUUCGUCACUGAACUGCCUGUCCUGGAGGCCGCGUGCGGUGAGGCCCGCUCCCCUGGCUGAAGGGCUGCUACUUCCCAUGAGAGUUGAGUCCUGGCCCCAGGGGCCGUGCCCAGCUGCUGAGGACAAAGCAGGAAGCGCGUCCUGCCCCCACUGCGCCAGGUUUCAGAGCAGCAGUCUCGAGUGAUGCUGGUACUGGGCGACCGGCAGGCGUCCUGAGGGGCGUCAGGACCUGUGUGCGGUGAGGGCAGCUGGCACGAGAUGUGUGGGGCUAGGAAGCUACCUUUGGGGACCGAGAGACUGUUGGGGCCAGUCAGGCGUCCAGCAGGCGGUGAGGAAGGGGCCCAGAGUGGACCACGGAGGCUGCCGACCGUCGGCUCGCUCCAGACUGUCAGGCUGGGCCCAAGGGUGCACUCUGGUCGCCAGGGGUCCCUCCCCUCGUCAGGCCUCCCCACGAGCUCAGCCCAGUGGCGGCCUGGGCUGGGCAGAAGGCCUGCGUGCAGAGCUGGGGCCUGCCCGUCUGCCCCACGCUAUCACCCAGAGUGCCACCCUUUGCAAGACCUUCCAGUCCUGGCCAGGCUGGGAAGAGUCCUGAGGUGGCCUUUGUUGAGGCUGGAGCUCCUGGGAGGGGUGCCCUGCCCUCUGGGACCCCGGAGGGACGGGGGAAGGGACAGGCACGCUUCUGGGAGGGCCGCCUCCCUGGCACUGCCCUGCCGCUGUUCUGAGACCAGGUGCCCUCUGACCUGCCUUGAGAGGUGGAAUUUGAUACUGUACAUUGUCUCAAUGCCUGUUUUUUAUGUUUUCCUUUCACUAAGGGUUUUUAGUUUGGGUUUAUUUUUGGUUGGGUUGGCACUAAUUCUUUUCCUAAGAUGCUGUGAGAACCAUUUCAUCCAAAUGCCAAAUAAACUUG